Messenger RNA from Acanthoscelides obtectus, 230 nucleotides. The record is from the annotation of a GenBank genome assembly. NCBI's taxonomy places the organism in Eukaryota, Metazoa, Arthropoda, Insecta, Coleoptera, Chrysomelidae.
ACAUGCAGCCAUUUACAAUUGUUGAAGAUGAAGGGUUCAGAGAAUUGUUAGAAGAGUUUGAUCCUGCUUAUAAACUUCCUUCAAGAAAAACUUUGAGCAACAUUUUGUUGCCAGAACCAUAUGAUGAGGUUGUUCAGAAAGUAAAGAAUUUACUAAAAAAUUCGGAGUAUUUGACGAUUACGACAGAUACUUGGACUUCCACAGCUGUUGUGAAAGUUAUUUGGCCAUAA